Coregonus clupeaformis (lake whitefish) is the source of this 2690-nucleotide messenger RNA. Its product is annotated as male-specific lethal 3 homolog. Gene Ontology annotation, cellular component: MSL complex; nucleus; NuA4 histone acetyltransferase complex. The transcript has 12 exons. Bases 132 to 1772 code for a protein of 546 amino acids. Lineage: Eukaryota; Metazoa; Chordata; Actinopteri; Salmoniformes; Salmonidae. Gene Ontology annotation, biological process: regulation of DNA-templated transcription; chromatin organization. The record is from RefSeq and is a predicted model, not a curated record.
GUUUGAUGAGUUGUGUCCUAGCGCCAUCUCCAUAUUUUUUUUCAGAGACCCCUUUGGAUACAGCCCGGCAGGGAAAGGGUUAAGGAGCGGGGGGUCCAGAUGCCUCCUCUCCUGCUCGCUAUGACGAACAAAUGAACUCCCGGGGAAUGAAAUUUAAAUUCCACAAAGGAGAAAAAGUCCUCUGUUUCGAACCUGACCCUACAAAGGCUAAAGUACUCUAUGAUGCUAAGGUCGUUGAUGUUGUAAUUGGCAAAGAUGAACGUGGAAAGCGAGUCCCAGAAUACCUGAUUCACUUCAAUGGUUGGAACAGAAGUUGGGAUCGAUUGGCUGCAGAGGACCAUGUGCUCAGGGAAACUGACGAAAAUCGCAAAUUACAACGUAAACUGGCUCGUAAAGCUGUGGCUCGCAUGAGGAGAAAGGGAUGGGGGAAGAGACGUCGUCGUCUACCCGGUGUUGAGUCAGCUCUGAAGACACUUCCUGAAGAGAAGGAAGAGAGUGAUGACGCAUGUUUGAUUUCGUCUUCAGACAACAGUGACGAGGACGAUUCCGAGGAUCCUGAAUCUUUGAAAAGUGAGGAGAGCGACUCUUCCGAAGAUUUGGACAAAAUGCAGGAAGAGCAGGAAGCUCACGCUAAGAUGGAGAGUGAGGACAAGACCAUCAACAUAGACAUCCCUGAGGUUCUCAAGAAGAAACUGGAGGAUGACUGCUACUACAUCAACAAGAGGAAGAAGUUGGUGAAGCUUCCGUGCCAGAUGAACAUAUUGAACAUCUUGGAAUCGUACGUGAAGCACUUUGCCUUCAACGCAGCCUUCUCUGCAAAUGAGAGGUACAGAAGUCACCAGAGCACCGCCCAGACCAGCCUCAGUCCUCACUAUGUUCCUCCAGAGAAGAAUGAGGAGCUUUGCAAGGAGAUGGUGGAUGGCCUGAGAAUCACCUUCGACUUCACCCUUCCCAUGAUCCUCCUGUACCCCAACGAGCACGCUCAGUUCAAAAAAGUCAGCUCCUCCAAGUUCUUCCUGCCUAUCCGGGACAACACAGCCAGCUCCAACAAGACCCUGCGUGAGCGCACCCCCAGCCCCUCGGGCCACAACCCCUCCACCCCCCAGUCUACGGACAGCCAGCCGGCCCUGAGCGAGGCCUCCACCACCACGGCAAACGCCGCCGCCUCCACACCCAAACGCCGGCGCUGUACCUCCAUGGCCGACCCCGACGCCCCCCAGUCCCUGCGGCGCUCCACGCGCCACACCUCGGGGGGCGAGCGGCUGGCGGGCGAGGGGGGCAGCGGCAGCGCUACGACCUCACCCCAGCCCAAACGCCGCCUCGCCAGCCUCGACACGCCCGCCCAGCUGCCCAAGUUCUUCCUCAAUCUGGAGAAGAAAACCCCUGUCCACAGCGGCUCAUCCUCACCGUUGCCCCUGACACCCAGUAAGGAGGGCAGCGGCAUCUUCUCCGGCCUGGAGAGUCGACGGAACAACGAGCUCAACGAGGUCCUGAGCUGGAAGCUGACCCCUGAUAACUACCCCCAGAGUGACCAGCCUCCCCCACCCUCCUACCUGUACGGCUCACAGCACCUCCUACGCCUCUUCGUGAAGCUGCCAGAGAUCCUGGGGAAGAUGCACAUCCCAGAGAAGAACCUGAGGGCCCUGGUCAAACACCUGGAGCUCUUCCUCCGGUUUUUGGCUGAGUUCCACGAGGACUUUUUUCCGGAGUCGUCGUACGUGUCGUCAUCGGAGGCCCACUACUGCAUGAAGCACCCGCGGGCUGUUUACUGAGGCCGUCUAUCUCACCCUGCCUCGCCCCACCUCGCCCUGAACUGCACUGCUGGGAGGGGAGCUCCAAGCUGCUUCCCAAACCAUCCCUUUCUUUCACUUGCUCUCUGAGACUGCGCUAUUAUGUCUCUCCCUCUCUCGGUGCACCCUUGCCCUCCUAAAUCCAACCCAUGCAGCUAUUUGGUUUUGCCCGGCCUAUCAGAAGGAAGGGUCUUGGCUUCUGAUCGGCCAAGUACCUCUCUCUCCCCAGCCCCCAACCUGGCAGCCUGGCCUAGGAUGCAAUGAUUACCUAAUGGACGUCUACUUGUUAUCCUAGGCUGUAGACCCUAACCCCCUGCUGGGGUCUUUCCCGUGAUGCUGACUUUGUCUUGCUUUCUCUCUCUGCGCUCAAGGACCACGUUUGGCCCUCUUCUUUCUCUAGCACCAUCUGUGUCCGAUCCUUCUCUCUCCGUCCGCCUCAAGCAAACACAGAAAAGAAGAGUGGCUAUUUGAUAUGUUCGCUUUAUGUGUGACUAUUGGAGACUAAUGGCUUCUCCUCAGCUCGCCACGCUUGCUACUCCAAGCCACUCUUCAGUGUGUGCUGUCGAUUAAGGUAUUUCUAAACGCUUGUAGAAUGCCCUUACUCUAGUAAUGUCUACUGUCUGUGUUCUUCUUGCUUAGAGGGGCUGUGACGUUAUGGCCACUGUGUGUUCAUAUUUAUAUUUGUCAUGGUAUUACCCUCAAUGUUUGAAAAAGGUCAAGUGUAUUGAAUUCUGUUGAUCAGUUGAUGUAUAAAUUCCUUAUUCUGUUUUGAUUUUCUUUUUUUAUACACUGUUAACUUGUAGACUCAAACAGGAACACACUGCGGAGGUGGAAAUGUGAAAAUAUCAACUUUCAGUCUGUUUUCCAUUAGUCUUAUCCGAAAUAAAAGUUGGAGCAAUA